Molecule: messenger RNA, 2563 nt
Organism: Marmota flaviventris (yellow-bellied marmot)
Lineage: Eukaryota; Metazoa; Chordata; Mammalia; Rodentia; Sciuridae
Gene: Siah1
Product: siah E3 ubiquitin protein ligase 1
Biological process (GO): proteasome-mediated ubiquitin-dependent protein catabolic process; multicellular organism development
Cellular component (GO): cytoplasm
Molecular function (GO): ubiquitin protein ligase activity; ubiquitin conjugating enzyme binding; zinc ion binding
Source: RefSeq, a predicted model, not a curated record
GGGCGCGGCAAGCCCUGGGCCGGUCCUGGGUUCCCGGAGUUGGAGCCGGCUUUCCCAGAUGUGGCCCGGUUACCAAUGGCUCUCCCUGUGGCUGCAGCAGAUUCGGCGGCAGGAGUGCCCUUCCAGAGCUUGCUCCAAGUGUACUCCGGCUCCUUGAGCCAGCGCCGUGCACUCUGCAGCUCCGGCCCGUCACUCGCGUUUAGUGGGAGCGCAGUCAGUGGAGCAGGGGAAGACAAACUUGUGAAAUGGAUGAAAGCUUAGGCUGCUGCAGAGGACAGCUCGGCCAUAGCUCCGAGUUUUGGAGACAGGCGAAUUUGAGCUCACAGGGAGGUGUGGUCGCCUCCUGAGGACCGAAGGCCUUCAUUUUUCCACCUUUGUAGCCUGUGCUUCCCAAUGAGUGUUUUAAGAAGUCCGACCUCACAGUCUUCUGUGCUUAAGACCAGGAGGUGGCAAGGAAGGACUUUUGUUACAGAUUGUCCGUUGCUGCUUGGGGAAACGCAAUGCGCUGCCUGACUUCUCAUGACGGGAAAGCCUACCUUACCCUUUUUGUACUCCUGGAGGGGAGUCUUGCUCACAUGUUUACCCGCAGCUAGGACAAGGAAGAGAAAAGAGAUGAGCCGUCAGACUGCUACAGCAUUACCUACUGGUACCUCAAAGUGUCCACCAUCCCAGAGGGUGCCUGCCCUGACUGGCACGACUGCAUCCAACAAUGACUUGGCGAGUCUUUUUGAGUGUCCUGUCUGCUUUGACUAUGUGUUACCACCCAUUCUUCAAUGUCAGAGUGGUCAUCUUGUUUGUAGCAACUGUCGCCCGAAGCUCACAUGUUGUCCAACUUGCCGGGGCCCGUUGGGAUCCAUUCGCAACUUGGCUAUGGAGAAAGUGGCCAAUUCAGUACUUUUCCCUUGUAAAUAUGCCUCUUCUGGAUGUGAAAUAACUCUGCCACAUACAGAAAAAGCAGACCACGAAGAGCUCUGUGAGUUUAGGCCUUAUUCCUGCCCAUGCCCUGGUGCUUCCUGUAAGUGGCAAGGCUCUUUGGAUGCUGUAAUGCCCCAUCUGAUGCAUCAGCACAAGUCCAUUACAACCCUACAGGGAGAGGAUAUAGUUUUCCUUGCUACAGACAUUAAUCUUCCUGGUGCUGUUGACUGGGUGAUGAUGCAGUCCUGUUUUGGCUUUCACUUCAUGUUAGUCUUGGAGAAACAGGAAAAAUACGAUGGUCACCAGCAAUUCUUCGCAAUUGUACAGCUGAUAGGAACACGCAAGCAAGCUGAAAAUUUUGCUUAUCGACUUGAGCUAAAUGGUCAUAGGCGGCGAUUGACUUGGGAAGCGACUCCUCGAUCUAUUCAUGAGGGAAUUGCAACAGCCAUUAUGAAUAGUGACUGCCUAGUCUUUGACACCAGCAUUGCACAGCUUUUUGCAGAAAACGGCAAUUUAGGCAUCAAUGUAACUAUUUCCAUGUGUUGAAACGGCAAUCAAACAUUUUCUGGCCAGUGUUUAAAACUGUUGCAUUCAAUUUCACAGGAGAAUAAGGCACCCAUCUGCCUACCAACCUGAAACUCUUUUGGUAGGUGGAAGCUAGACACAUGAAGGUAAAUAAAAAGAAAGGCUGUUAAAUACAGGAAACAGUUGCAUGUAGUAACACUAAUAUAUUUAAAAAUAAGUCAACAGUAAACCACUGAAAAAAUAUAUAUAUAUAUACACCCAAGAUGGGCAUCUUUUGUAUUAAGAGAGCAAGCAUUGUAAAAUAAUUCUGACUUUUGUGUUUGUUGUAGAUUGAUUGUAUUGUUGAAAAUAUUGGGUUUUUUGUUUUAUUUUUGUUCUUUUUUGCGUGUGUGUGUGUGUGUGUGUGUGUGUGUGUGUUUAACUGACAAGCCAUCUGAGUGGUCUUGGGCCACUGCUUCUCCCUUUGUGAGUCAAUACAUAGUGCUGCUGGUUGUUUUCUUUUUUUUUUUUGGCUGUGUGUGUGCAUUUGCUAAUUUUUAUUAAUUCUAGUUUUUCAUUAAAUAAAUUUGACUUUCUUUUCUGUAAUUUCAGGUUUUUCCUCACUUUUUUUUGUACCUUUUUAAAGUUAGUGUCUUUUUGAUAUGCGUAAUUGUUUAUGGUAAAGUUUGUGUUCAAUACAUAUUUUUCCCCUCAUUAAUCAGUUUAGAAAUAUUUUAAAUUCAGCUAUUUUGUGAAGAUAUGAGUCCCAGAAAGGAAAGGUUACAUCAAAGAAAAAUUAUCAAAAACUAUUUAAAGCAACUAUAAGGUGGUCUCUUUCUCUUCUUUCAUCCUCUUUUCCAGUCGAGUCAUACCUUCCAGCUUACUCUGAAAAGUUAGGGAAUAUAUUCUGAUUUAUAUAAACACUGAAAAAAAUCAGGCUUUUUUCCUUCUCAAAUAUCUUGGACAAAUCACAUGUUUAGAAAUUUGUUCUUGUAUUUAUUGGUUUUGCAGAAGAAGGCAUCAUCAUACACAGUAUUUGUAAUUAAGAGCAAAUAAUUUGUUUAAAAAAAAGGCAGUUUGCAAAAAAAUAUGUUUUUGGUCUUUUAUAAUUCUCAUUAAAAGAUUAUCUGGCAAAUUAAAAAAA